AUGAACAGAACAACGUCUCCGGAUGAUGAAGCUAGCGAGCUGAUGCAGAAGAGACGUCGCAACCGGCUAGCACAACAGAAGUACAGGAAGAAACUCAAAUCGCACAUAGAAGACUUGGAAAAGCGGGCAGCGGAGGCGGACCGAACGGCAAAAGGCAGUAAUACUCAAGCUCGUACAAUAGUUGCUGGCGACAUGUCUUCGUUCCCUACCUUUUCCACGCAGCUAGGCGAACGAAGCGGGUUUGCAACAUUAUCUACAUCGGACAACAUAUCAAUUAGCCCUUCGCAAGCGUGCGAGUCCGUGGGAAUGGAUAUACAAGCACCAUCGUCGUCCUCUGGCCCAGCUGCCUCAUUUCUUUCACACCAGAGGAAACCCGCUCAACAUCACCAGACGGAUUUUCUGAAAGAUUUCUCCAUUUUCGAUGACACUCCCUGGGCCAGCCAUAAAAAUCUGUCGCUCCAAGAUAUCGAAAGCCUGGACAGGAGCCCAGAGUUACAUGCAGAUACCACUGAGACCACAGAUCCCGUGGGGUUAACAAGCAACAGUCAUGGACUCUUGGACUGUUCCAGCUCCUCCUUUCAACUCCCUACGACCAAUGAAUUUAACCCCUCCAAUGAACUUAAGUCUUCAAGGUUUCUAUCAACACCACCACAACAGCCGCGUACCGCACCAGAGCCGACGAGCCUGGAAGCCCGCGUCGAGUAUGUCUUACGCUGUUCGAAGACCGCCGGCUUUGACGACUUGGACUCGUUUGUGUCAUGCUACUACACGGGCUUGUUCAAGAAUAAUUCCUCGGCAAAGCUAGCCCAGACCGCAAGCCGCACUAAAGGUUUGCCCGCAUUUCUCGAGGAAUUACAUACUCAGGUCAACUCGUGGUCCUCAUGGGAGGCGAGCGGGUACCAGGACACCAUCGUUCGAUCCGCCGCGGACUUAAUCACAGCCGAGUUUGAUCGGCUCGCAAGGAGAAAGUACAGCUGCGAGUUAGAACUGUGGCAGAAUAUUGCCCAAACAACCACAAUAGACACAGCGGCUGCAGUGGAUGGUGGUGACUCUAGUAGUAGCAGCAGUGGUAGUGUUGCUGCGCUGCACCAGUUACGCUCAAUGGCAGCGGAGCUACAGAAGACGCUGCGCUAUGAGCUACCUAACUUGUAUACGCUCACGGCCAAAUUAUCACCUCAGGAUGUACCCACCAGAGUAACACUACUUCUUGCCACGAUACGCAUUAUGACAGCGCCAGGAAGUAGACCACUCCAUGAGGCCGCAAACUGGGUGUAUGUCCGAGCUAAACCUCCUAAUGCGUCGAGGGAUGGCUCUGUCGACGACCUCGAAAGUAGCCCAAUGGGAAGUAUAUGA
Molecule: messenger RNA, 1353 nt
Organism: Cadophora gregata
Lineage: Eukaryota; Fungi; Ascomycota; Leotiomycetes; Helotiales; Ploettnerulaceae
Exons: 6
Coding region: 1-1353 (450 amino acids)
Biological process (GO): regulation of DNA-templated transcription
Molecular function (GO): DNA-binding transcription factor activity
Source: RefSeq, a predicted model, not a curated record